AUGAUUUUGUUCUCUUUUGCAUUCAGCAAGCAACUAUAGAGCAACUAUUGUGUGUCAGACACAAUUCUUAGGGCUACUAGUAUAGUGAGGACCCCCACCCUCUCUUGCUGUGUUAUAGCAGGUUGUAGAGCCCUGUGUUUGAAUAUCUCCUGGUUGAGCUUGGUGAGUCUUCUGAGAAUAAGGUGGGUCACUAGAUGCUCAAAAGAGAAGCAUAAACUCAGGGAGGCUAGCUCUGAAGUCCUGAAUGGUGUCCUGCAUUAGUCUUUUGCCUAAUGCCUACUGUCCCUAGCUUCCAAGUUCCACCAAGCCUCAGCAGCCUUUCAGUUCUAGGCCUGGAGCCCACUUCUUUUGCCCCAGAGACUUUCUGGAGCUCCUUUGGGUAAGCACAAAGCCCCUCUGCCACUCAUCCUAAAAAGCCAGUUCUCAAUGAGGGUAUGGCUGGUGGCUGCUGGCAGCUGAGGGCACAGUGGCCCAGCUAUGGGGGGCUAGUCUUUGCCUCAGGGCAUGGAAUUUGGCCCUUGCCACAAAUCUUGUAGAAACUCAAAGGGUAUCCAAAGUGCAUCUCUCAAAACACUGACCCUGCAAGCUUAACAUUUUCAUGGAAAACAAAGUAGUUCCCAUGGCUAAAGAAGUGUGCUGGAACAACCAUGCUGGGAGAUGUACCACACACACACACUGUGAUUAAAGGUUUUGAAAAGACCUGCAGUAAAGAGUCUUAUUUUACUUUUUAAAAAUCAGCUUCUCUUAAAUGGAUCUGACCUUGACUUUUUUGUGUGUAACACUGUUAGCACGUACAGAGCUGGUGUCAGCUCUGCCUGGAGAGACUGCCCCACUUCCAGCCCCUUACCCCUACCCCUGCCUGGGCCAGGCCUGCACAGUCACUAAGCCUGGGGACAGACCCCCUUCCUGCUUUCCUGCUUUCAGCAAGCAGCUUAGCUUUCCCCAUACCAGGUACUGGAUACUCAACAGCCUUUGGCAGAAGCCACACAGCCAGUGGCUGGGUGGGGGAGUCAAUGUGUGGGAAAUGUUGGCUGGGUGAGUGGGAGGGGCAGGAUCUGUGCUGAGAACGGAGACACACUCUGUGGACACAUCCUGCCUGGCUCCCUGGGGACUGUCACUGAGGGCUUAGCUAUGCAAAUUGGGACUUAAAUUUAACUUUAUGUAAAUGUAACUUCGUAAAAGUAUAGUAAGGUGGCAGGUCAGUUCACUGGGGGGGGGCGGGUGGAGAGGGGGGAGAGAGAGAGAGAGAGAGAGAGAGAGGCAGCAGUAGCAUAUGGCAGCCCUGGUCUCUCUCUAGUCCACAGACAAGUUUUGUUUGACCAACACUGUGCUUGUUUGUUUAUUUGUUUUUUUAAAGCAGGACAUUUCAUGUGGCAAUCUGGCUUCUUACUUCUCUUAAAACAGUGGAAGAUCAGGCAGUGAUGAGCCUACAUUCCCACUUGGCAACAAUUAGCUAGAACUGAGAAUCAUCCCCUAGGCUGUGAUAGUCAUCAUACAAGGCAUAACCCAUGAUUUUGUCCCCACCUGGUUGAUUUAUGUUUCCUACCCAGCCCCUGGGGACAUCUGAGAGGGACCACAUUCUCCUAAGUCCUUUCAGACUCCUUUAAAUGCUCUCCUGAUAUCAUAAUUAUUUGUUUUAAAGUUGUUUUUUUCCUGGUCCUUAAAAUCAAGUUUUGGGCAUAUCUCUCACCUAUGUAAAACCCUUUACUAGUUGCCCCAAGGUGAUCCCCAAGUUUCCCAGGGUCUGACACUGUCAGUGCUGAGUCACCUGGUGCUAUUCAAAGCCUGAGAGCCGGUCAGGAAGUUUAUACAAUCAUGGAUGGAUGGGUGAAUGGAAGAAAGGAACAAGUACUGGGAAGAGAGAGAGACUAGCCGAACAGGGUUCUUGGGCUGCUGGGAGAAGCACAGCACAACCAGAGAAGGCCCUGUGUGCUUCCAGAAGCCCACAUCCUACCACAAUUGGACAUGGGCUUCCAGGGAUCAAGGACAAGGGGUUGGAGCUCAGUACAUGAAUAAGAAAAGCUGCCUGGAGGAAUAAGAGACCAGAUGCCUCAAAGACACACUCUUUCUGCCUCAGGCCCCCUCCUAGACACAACACCAUGCAUCUCCUCAGCCCCUUGCUCCUGCUUCUCGAAUACGUGGCUUUCUCUGACUCACAAGAUUGGAAGUUUGAACACCCGACAACCCUCUACGCCUGGGAGGGGACCUGCAUCUGGAUUCCCUGCAGCUACACAAUCCCAGGGAAUGGAAAGGUCCUGGAUAACCUGACUGUGUAUCAGAAUUAUAAGUGGGAUGACAAGACCAAGGAUUUCAGUGGGACAGUCCUCUAUGAAAAGAAAAAGGUUGAGACACCUCACAAUCAGGGAAGGGUACAAUUCCUGGGAGACGACAAAUCCAACUGCACCCUACACAUCCACCCUGUAAAUGCCCAAGACAAUGGUCAGCUGGGACUGAGGGUGACAUCGAAAAAUGACAGAUGGAUGGAGAAGAUAGUCCUCAACAUCUCCAAGAUGGCUCCUCCACCUCGCAUUAACCUCCCUUCAGAGAUCCGGGAGCUCCAGGAAGUCACGCUAACCUGCCAACUGGAUUUUGCCUGCCUUGGGUACCAGAUCAAAUUGCAGUGGUCCCUGGAGGGGACACAACAUAAUCUUUCCUCUGUCACCUCAACUUCCCUGACCACCAAGACUGUCUUUACCCAGAGCCAGCUCACAUUCCAGCCAGAGUGGACCAACCACGGCAAGAAACUGAUCUGUCAGCUCCGGAAUGAUAAUGCAGAUGGGCCACUCUCUCAGGAAACGGUGCAGCUGGAUGUGAAGCACUCCCCCAAAUUGCAGAUCACGUUGAGUCAUGGAGAAGCCAAUGUGAAAGAGGGGAAUUCUGUGAACAUGACGAGUCUUGGAGAUGCCAUUGUGAAAGAGAGGGAUUCUGUGACCAUGAAGUGCCAGAUCAUCAGCAGCAACCCACAGUUCCCUCGUAUGUUAUGGUUCAAGGAUGGAAACCCUUUGAAUGAGCACGAGACACUGCACCAGGAGCAGAAGACAGCCACACUAACUCUGCCCUCAGUGACCAAGGAGGCAGCUGGAAAAUACCACUGUGAGGCCCAUAAUGAAAUAGGCUCAACAAAGUUAGAAGUGACCCUCCAAGUGCACUAUGCUCCAGAACCUUCCACAGUUAAGAUCACAGUCUCACCAGCUAAGGAGGGAAGUAAAAUAAGCCUGACUUGUAUAUCACAAGCCUAUCCUUCUCCAAUAAAUUAUACCUGGUAUCACAAUAAGAUUGAAAUAUCGGAAACAGGCAAGACCUUCCAGAUCCCAAACGUCUUCCUCAAGCACGCUGGAAAUUAUUCCUGCUUGGCAAAAAACAGUGUGGGCACAGGAAAAGCUGGCCAAGCAGCUGAGUUGGAUGUCCAGUAUUCCCCCAAAGAAGUAACCAUGGUGAUUCAAAACCCCACACCAAUUCGAGAAGGAGAUGAUGUGACCCUGUUUUGCAACUACACUUCCAGUAACCCCAGUGUUACCAGAUAUGAAUGGCGAACCCAAGGCUCCUGGAAAGAGAUAAUGCCUGGGGCCUUGGUGAUUCAAAAAGUUCCCUGGAAUGCCAGUCCAUUCUCCUGUGCAGCCUGUAAUCGCUGGUGUUCAUGGGCUUCCUCUGUCAACCUGCAUGUCCAGUAUGCCCCCAAAGGUGUCAAGGUCCUGCUGAUUAGUCCUGGUUCUGAGAUUUACUCUGGGCACCCAGUCCUCCUCCGAUGUAACUUCUCAAGUAGCUACCCCACUGAUGUCCUCUUCUUCUGGAAGAAAAAUGGAAUAUUUCUGAAGGAAGGAAGAGAUCUGAGCUUUGACUCCAUCUCUCCAGAAGAUGCUGGAAAUUACAACUGCUUGGUCAACAACUCCAUAGGACAGAGCACAUCUGAGGCCUGGAAGCUCCAAGUGCUGUAUGCACCUAGGAGGCUACGGGUGUCCAUUAGCCCUAAAGACAGUGUGAUGGAGGGGAAGAAGGCCGUCCUGAUGUGUGAGAGUGAUGCCAACCCUCCCAUCUCCCGGUAUACCUGGUUUGACUGGAAUAACCAAAACCUUCACCAUGAUGAUCAGACGCUGAGAUUGGAUCCUGUGAAGGUCCAGGACUCAGGCGCCUAUUGGUGCCAGGGGGCCAACCGACUGGGCAUGGGCCAGUCACCCCCCAGAAUCCUCACUGUCUACUAUAGCCCAGAGACCAUCAGCAAGCAAGUGGCCCUGGGAAUGGGGCUCUUCCUGGCCAUCCUCCUCCUGCCACUCUUGGGAGUCAAGCUUCAGCGAAGCUGGAAGAGGAUUCAGAGCCAACAAGGGCUUCAGGAAAACUCCAGUGCACAGAGCUUCUUUGUGAGAAAUAGAAAGGUUAGAAGAGCCCCGCUCUCUGAAGGCCCCCACUCCCUAGGCUGCUACAACCCAGUGAUGGAAGAUUCCAUCAGCUAUGCUACUCUGCGCUUUCCUCUUGCCGAGACUGACACACCAAGGAUUGGAGAAGCAGGAACCUCAGAGGUGCAGAGAACUCCCUUAAACAGAGACAACACAGUCACUUACUCUGUGGUGCAGAAGCGUCAAGUGGGCGACUAUGAGAAUGUGACUCCAGAUGUUCCAGAAGACGAAGGGAUACAUUAUUCGGAGCUGGUUCAUUUGGGGAUUGGUGAGCGGCCUCUGAGUCAAGAAGGAGUGGAAUACGUGACCCUCAAGCACUAAUGGGUCAAACUGGCUGAGGUGGAGGUGCCUAGAGGCUGUAGAGGACAAGGUGGUCAUGGCCCAUGCCGCCCCCACUGCUCAGCUGAGAAGUUACACAGCCUUCCCUUACACGGACACAUGAUUAGUGCACUCCCAGUUAGUACAGAGAAUUCUGGGCAUGGCCCAGAGGCAGUCUUUUUUUUUUUUUUUUCACAUUGGUUACCCCAGCCAUUCAAAAGGGCAGGCCCCCCUUUUAAUUUUUGUCAUUCUCCUUCCCUCCCAGGAACUCAUCUAAACAUCUAGCCUGCACUGUACAAAUCCCCCUGCCCAUUCCUAGCCAUCUGCCACCACCCACCCCCUCCUAAAUCCCACCCUCAGCUGGCUAUAUUCUGGCUAGGAUCAGCUAGUCCUAGUUUUUCUUCUUUCACUCCCCAUCCCCUUGACACUCCACUCCUGCCCCACUCUCAUAGCCCUGCUUGCUAAUCUUAUGCCUGAUUUCUGCCUCUGGGGCAAAGUCUAGGGAAAGGGAUGGAAAUGAGGUAGAAAGAGGCACUGCCUGGUGCUGGUUUCUCCUCUGUUUGUUAGGGAGGCAUUCCAUGGAGAGCUGCUGCAGCUCUACCCUCAGGGAUCUCGUGGUCUGAGACAUACACCGAUGUGGACAAAAAUGUAAUAAGCACAGAGCUGCACAAUAAAAAUGGCUCAGAUAUUACUUCAAAGAAUCGGUAAACUAUUUCCAGUCUGUAGAAUUAGAGCAGGACAGGGACAUGGGGAAGGCAUCACAAAUGAGACUCGGGGAGAAGGGAUAGCAAUCAAGGUAAUUUCAUGAUCAAGUCCUCAGAUUGAAGAGUCUGUUAUCUUGUUGCAAAGAAUGCACUUGAUCUGGGUCUGAGCCUGCCUCUUCUACUUAACUAGCUGAGCAAAAUUGUAGGCAAAGUUCACCAGUUUAUCUGAGCCUCAGUUUCUUCCUCUGUAAAAUGGAGACGUCUGUUGUGCAAGUUCAAGAAAGGAAAUGAUGUAUAACCUUACAUUACUGGAGUCUCGUUAUAAGAAGCCUUACCUGACAACCAAAAGUCCCCCAAACCAAAUUCCCAUCUUAUUUGCAUCUCUUGAAGAAUAUAAAAAGGGCAAGGCAAUUCAUUA
Messenger RNA from Phyllostomus discolor (pale spear-nosed bat), 5831 nucleotides. It is a transcript of the gene CD22, whose product is annotated as CD22 molecule. The transcript is spliced from 13 exons. NCBI's taxonomy places the organism in Eukaryota, Metazoa, Chordata, Mammalia, Chiroptera, Phyllostomidae. Bases 2100 to 4712 code for a protein of 870 amino acids. The record is from RefSeq and is a predicted model, not a curated record.